AGAUGUUUCCUUCUUCAAUAAAUGAGGCAAAACAACAGGAGAAGAGCAGAGUGCAGGACGGACGAAAAGCGUCGCAACAGAUCGCGUUGGUGCUUUUGUCUUUUUAGGUUGCAACAUAUUGGGAGCUUGAGAAGAACUUGUGAAUGGGGAAAGCAAUUCAAACUCUGAAGAGUCCUCAACACCUGUAUAGGACGGUAUCACGUUUAGACCGACGCUGUUGUACCAAUGUAAGUUGCUGAGCCCUUUGGACAAGUGUCGCAAUGACAUGGCCCGAAUGCAGGAGACGAGUUAUCAAGAGCUUUGACGAGGAAAUUCGGCGGUAAGCUUCACGGUGCCACGUUAUGCAUGUGGACUGUUCUCCGAUGAGGCAUCGCACUGCGUGCAUCUCGUCUGUAGACACUGAGAUCGACUUGGGAACAGCCUGACAGCAAGGAAAAAUGCAAGCCGCGAAGAACAUGGCCGGGAUGAUAAAACACAAAGUGGAAGAUGCUGCAGCCACCGCUGAAGAAAAGGCUGACAUUGCUAAAGCCGAGGCUGAAGAAAAGGUUGAGAAACUGAAGUCACACGAUGACGCAAGCAAAAUAGAAGCUACCAAGAAGAAGAAUGAGAAAAAAAGGGUUGCUGAGGAAACCAAAGAGAAAAAAAUUGAAGAACAUAACUCAGAACAUGGUGGCGUUGGGAUGGACAACAAGAAAGGUCCGAUUGGUGACUGUCCAACACCUGCAGAUUUAGACAUGGCCGUAGAUAACCCCUCUCUGCCUGCGAUGAACUCUGGAAUGAACUCUACUGUAAUUCCACAAAGUAUUACUAGCAAUGCUGGACCUCUUACAGGCCAGCACUUAAUACGUAAGUAGUUGAUUCAAGUUACAUUAAAUUGUUAUUUUGUAUAUCUUUACAAUGUAAGUAUAUAUGCGG
Marchantia polymorpha subsp. ruderalis is the source of this 915-nucleotide messenger RNA. NCBI's taxonomy places the organism in Eukaryota, Viridiplantae, Streptophyta, Marchantiopsida, Marchantiales, Marchantiaceae. The record is from the annotation of a GenBank genome assembly.